Glycine soja is the source of this 1542-nucleotide messenger RNA. RefSeq names its product ethylene-responsive transcription factor ESR2-like. Gene Ontology annotation, biological process: regulation of DNA-templated transcription. Gene Ontology annotation, molecular function: DNA binding; DNA-binding transcription factor activity. Lineage: Eukaryota; Viridiplantae; Streptophyta; Magnoliopsida; Fabales; Fabaceae. Bases 83 to 1288 code for a protein of 401 amino acids. The transcript has a single exon. The record is from RefSeq and is a predicted model, not a curated record.
CCAAAAUCCCUCUUUUCUCCCAUUUCAAAGUAUCUCUACUGUUACUCUUUUUAGUAUUUUUGGUUUUCUAUUUUAUAAUAACAUGGAGGAAGCAAUGCGACGUCUAAACGGGGUAGCUCCGAUUCUCGGACCCGACCCGAAAGCUGACGGAGGAGUCGUCGCUGAUAACCCGAAGCGUUCCUCCGCCGUGAACAAGAGGGCCUUAAGAGAAGACGGCGGCGGAGCGAUGAGGUACCGCGGCGUGAGGCGCAGGCCGUGGGGGCGUUACGCGGCGGAGAUAAGGGACCCUCAGUCGAAGGAGCGGCGGUGGCUGGGAACCUUCGACACGGCGGAGGAAGCCGCCUGCGCCUACGACUGCGCCGCCAGAGCCAUGCGCGGCCUCAAGGCUCGCACCAACUUCGUCUACCCAACUUCUCCGCAACCUUCUUCCGCCACCACCGAACACUUCUUACCUAACUUCAACAACAGCAACAACUUUCACAAACACUCAGUCUUCAAUCACCACCACGGUAACCGCCACAUAACCGGUUCCACCACCUGCUUUGACCAGCCUCACGCCGUUGACUUUUUAGCUCCGCGAAACUCUUCUUCUUCUGCUCUCAACAUGCUUCUCUUUCGCGACCUCGUUCACUCUAACCCUUCUUUGCUUUCUUCUUCCACUACUCAUAACUUUCACGACCAGUUUUACAGCAAGGGUGCUUCUACUUUUUCGUCUUUACCUGGUGUUUCUUCUUCUUCUUCUUCUCUUGUUCCUUGUUAUUCGGUGAACAAUUCUUGUGGAGGCUCUUCAUCUGUUAAGAUGAACACUCACUGUGGAACUAAUUUUUCUGAAAAAGGUGAUGAUGGUGAUGGUUCUGGGUUUUUCUCUCGAGAGUCUUCGGAUUCGGGGUUGUUGGAAGAGAUAGUUAACAAGUUCUUGCCCAAAACGAAGCCUAAUAAAUGCGAGAGUCUGCCAAAAAUGGAGACUUUUCGCAACCCUCAGGAGGAGUCGCUUCUUCUCCCUCCGCUUGUUUCUGAAUCAACGCUUGUUUCCACCGCGCAAGAAUGCUAUGAUGAUGACACGAAGAAGGGGUUUCUGAAGAACGACAGUUUAGGUGUUUUUUCUUCUGAUCAUCAAGGUUUUCCCAUGCAGCAAUUCGACGCCUUUAAUGGGUUUAGUAGUGUGCAGGCUAUGGCUCUGGGGAAUGAACAAAUCAUGAUGAAUCAUGCAGAGAACUGUGUUGUUGAAGAUGUUUUUCAGUACCAAGAGCUUCUUAAUGCUUUUGCAAUCAGAAUGCAAAAUACUUAAAUAAUUAGUGUGUCAAAGCCAAUGUUGUUGUCAACUCCAGUGUCUGUAUCCCAAGUUCUCAAUGUUAGUUGUACAUGUAGUGAGGUGGUUGAAUCUGCCUCUUCUCAAUGUUGGUGUUGUCUUUCAAUUAGAAACUAAUUAAUCUUUAGGGUUAUGUUGUUACUAGGUUUAACCAGCCUUAGUUUGUUCGAGCUUAAUUACUAUGUAGUAUGCGGUAUGCCUCUGGCUGGCUUCUAUUAUGUAUGGAUAUAUAA